CGCAGACUCAAACGACGUCGUUCUAUGCGCUAAAGCUCGACGACGCCCCGCUUCCAUGACCACCACCGCGGCAAGAAAAAUCACAGACCACAUUUGUAGUUCCGACAGGGAAGGAGCAAUCCUCAGCCUCUCUCUCUCUCUCUCUCUCUAGCCGUAGCGGAUUCGGGUAGCAGGAAGUUUGACUGGAACGAAUUCGAGCACCAGAUUUGAGUUUCAGGCACCACAGGGUAUGGCAAUAAAGCCAACGGUUGCUUUGAGGGGUAUAGUGGUUGGAGGGAUAGCUGUUUUUGCUAAAGUUGCUGGUGCAGUGAAAGCAGCCGGUGGAGCAAAGGUGGGGGCAGCAGCAGCUGCCAUGACUGCAGCCGCAGCUGCGGCUGCAACAGGAGCAAAAGAAGAACCUAAGAAUGCUACUAAGCAGCCUUCAAAAUAAUUUUUUUUUUCUAUUUUCGGUAGAUGUGAUGAGUCAAUGGCAUAGCUGAUGAACUGCUGCGAAUACACAGGAAAUGUUAAAUGUAUAAACAACUAGAAUAAAAAAAAUUAUUACUUUUUCUGGGGGAGAAAA
Molecule: messenger RNA, 562 nt
Organism: Malania oleifera
Lineage: Eukaryota; Viridiplantae; Streptophyta; Magnoliopsida; Santalales; Ximeniaceae
Product: cilia- and flagella-associated protein 74
Exons: 2
Coding region: 230-430 (66 amino acids)
Source: RefSeq, a predicted model, not a curated record